Cylicostephanus goldi is the source of this 333-nucleotide messenger RNA. The record is from the annotation of a GenBank genome assembly. NCBI's taxonomy places the organism in Eukaryota, Metazoa, Nematoda, Chromadorea, Rhabditida, Strongylidae.
AUGAUGUGGACAGGUGCAGAUAUCUCUAGGUGGAUUCCAUGGGAAUGUUUGAAUAGCAAGGAUGGCACUGAACCGGAACCGUAUGACUAUAAAGCAGUCAUCUGGACCCUGGCUACUAUCCUCUGGAGCAUGUUCCAUCACGCUGCUAUACCUUUCGAGAAUGAGACUGUAAACGAAAUCCGUGGAAGGGAAUACCGUAAAACAUGUGAACUGGACAUUAUAGCAAAUCUAUUACCAAAUGGAAUGCUUGAGUCCUGUUGGUCGGAACGUGAGAAGAGGCCGAGCUCUCGGAAUGUACUGAAAUCCAUCAAGAAACUGGAACAACAGCAAUAA